This is a messenger RNA of Gastrolobium bilobum, 654 nucleotides long. Its product is annotated as 15.7 kDa heat shock protein, peroxisomal. The record is from RefSeq and is a predicted model, not a curated record. The transcript is spliced from 2 exons. The coding region runs from base 99 to 527 and encodes 142 amino acids. Lineage: Eukaryota; Viridiplantae; Streptophyta; Magnoliopsida; Fabales; Fabaceae. Gene Ontology annotation, biological process: response to hydrogen peroxide; protein folding; response to heat.
AAUUGCAAGUACCUCAUUAUAUAGUGAGUUUAUCUCUUUUGCUAUCUGUUCUCGUGUGCUUCAUCAACCAGCUGGGCUGAACUACGAGGAUUGAAUCAAUGGCUGACGGUAUCUUUGGGUACCCUUUCAGAAGCUUCUUCUGGGGCCAUCCUCUCAUUUCAAGAGAAUGGGAUGGAUCAACCGCCCUCAUGGAUUGGCUUGAAUCCCCUACUUCUCACAUCAUCAAAAUCAACGUUCCAGGUUUCAGCAAAGAUGACAUAAAGGUGCAGGUUGAGGAUGGGAAUAUUCUGCACAUCAAAGGGGAAGGUGCGAAAGAGGAGGCUCAAGGAAAGGACACUGUUUGGCAUGUAACUGAGAGAGGAACUAUGAAAGGGGAUUUCUCAAGGGCAAUCGAAUUGCCAGAGAAUGUGAAAGUGGACCAGAUUAAGGCACAUGUUGAAAAUGGAGUCCUCACUGUAGUUGUGCCUAAAGAUGCAUCACUCAAAUCACCUAAAGUGCGAAACAUUAACAUCACUAGCAGGCUUUGAGAUUUGGAAAUCUGUUUAUGUUGAUAUGAAUAAGAAUUGAGAAAAAAUAAAAUAAAUUUGUAUCUUAUGACGCAAACAUUGUAUGUUGUACUAAAGAAGGAAUGUAAGAUUAAACAGUCAGACAGCA